Messenger RNA from Drosophila obscura, 1123 nucleotides. RefSeq lists its product as uncharacterized. NCBI's taxonomy places the organism in Eukaryota, Metazoa, Arthropoda, Insecta, Diptera, Drosophilidae. Bases 16 to 588 code for a protein of 190 amino acids. The record is from RefSeq and is a predicted model, not a curated record. The transcript has 5 exons.
AUCAAAUCAAAAAAAAUGUUUCUCGCUUCGAACAUGCAACACAGUAAGUCCGUGUACGUAAUACUGCUGGGCAGUCUGCUGUUAAUGGGCCUGGCCAUGGCCCAGGAGGAUCGCUCCGCGAACGCCCCCCAUGUGCGGCACAAGCGUGGCAUAUUCUGGGACUUUUUCCAGAAAAUGGUCGUCACCAAAAACCUUAUAGUGGAUCAAUACACGGACACCAGGAACACCCUGAAUGACAUUUACAACACGGUCAAUGAGCAGUUCAGCGAUCCGGGCCCGGCAAAGCCCACCAGUCUUCCACGCAGCACAACCGAGAAGUCGUCCGUCAGUGGGGAGGAGAGCGGGGGUGGGAGCAGCAGCAGCGAUGAACCCACAACCACAGAAGCAUACAGGAUAUCCCGUUACGAGCUGGGCCGUAUCCUGGGUCGCAACUUCCGCGGCUUGCAGCGCCUGGCGAUGAGCGAGUUUGGAGUGGCCCUCAAUGCCACCAAGUACAAUCUGAAGGAGUACAAGGCCGAGGCGGAUCAGCAGUUCGCCAACAGCUUGGCUGUCGAGAAGAAGAACAAACUGAAGAUGCUCAAGGGCUGACACUUGUAGAAGCUUCACCACCUUCAACCACCUUCCACCCCCUUCACCAGUGCCUGAUAGUAGUUGUCUCUGUGAUAGACUUCCUGCAUAAAUAUAUAUAUCUAUUCUGUUCUUUUUUUUUAUGGUUAUUUAUUUGUCAGUUUGUCUUUGUUUGGUUAUGAAAUAAAGUGGGGAAUGUGAAUGCGAAUGCGAGUGUCCCCAAGCGCAUGCGAAAUAUGUAUGUAUGUGUGUGGUAGUGUGUGUCUGCGACUAUUUUUGCGUCAUAUUAAAAAGUUUUCUGUCAUAAUUUUAUUGAUAAACUUUUAAGUAAAAAAGCAUCGCACGAAACUGUAACACUGGCCAAAAAUGGAAAACAAACCCCCCCAAACAAACACAUAGAUGAAGAAGCAGCAGCUCGAAAAAGAAACAGGAAACACUCAGUACGAUGGAACACAAAGAAAGAAAGCAGCAAAGUUGUGGGGUAUAAAACAUGAAAAUGGUUUUGGGCCGGUGCAUUCCAGCAUUCAGCAUCGCGUUAAUUCUUGGAGAAUUUAGU